AUGGGUGACCAACAACCACCUGCAGACACUACAGCUGCCAACAACACCCACAAACCUCUUCACCCUGUUUACACUGUGUCCAAUAUUCAACACAAAGUCCGCGUGUUAGACGGAACCAAGGUUUCGUAUGCUUCGUGGGUACGUCUCUUUAUGCUUCAUGCUAAAGGAUAUAACAUACUCUGUCACAUCGACGGUUCGCCGUCGCCCGCCAAAGACUCUCCUGACCUUGCUUCUUGGGAGAACAUAGAUUCCAUCGUUUUGCAAAGGAUCUAUGGAACCCUUUCGGAUGAGCUUAUCGUCCGGGUUUUAACCGAUAAAUCCACUGCCCUUGAGGCUUGGCAGCGGGUCAAACGCCUAUUUGAGAACAACAAAGGCCCUCGUUCCCAAGCACUCCAACAUGAACUCGCAAAUCUCACCCUCGCCUCUAUGCCCAGCCUCGAUGCGUAUUGUCAAAAGAUACAUGAAUUAACCGACCAACUUUCUGCUUUAGACUUUCCCAUGAAUGACCAGCAACAGGUCCUUCAUCUCGUUAAAGGUCUUCGUAAGGAAUACGAUACCAUCGUAUCCAUCCUAAAUAACUCGCUACCGACUUGGGAAGAUGCUAUCGACCAACUCAUCUCCGAGUCUGGUCGACUCAAAACCUGCGAUGCUGUCACCAAAUCUCCUGCUCUUGCGGCUGCCAUACCCUCUUCCACCCCAUCCGAACCACCCGUGUGA
Molecule: messenger RNA, 717 nt
Organism: Helianthus annuus (common sunflower)
Lineage: Eukaryota; Viridiplantae; Streptophyta; Magnoliopsida; Asterales; Asteraceae
Exons: 1
Coding region: 1-717 (238 amino acids)
Source: RefSeq, a predicted model, not a curated record